AUGCCUCGCGUUGCGCAGGCACCGCGUGCGAGCAGCACCAAGAACGGCAGCAAGCCGCCACCAUCGCAUCCGCCGUCGCCAUACAAAAACUCUCCGGUGAAGAUCCCACUCAACGACGAUGUGCAGGAAAAGGCACGCCGGCUGCAGUCGCGGCAGGCGCUGAAGGCGUCAGCGACGCCGACAUCACGCAAGGUGAGCGCGAUCCGGCUGGACGAGCUGGAGAACAGAUCGGCGGGGUCAAGCCCGCGGACACCACGCGGCCGGGCAGCCCGCCAGAGCCUGGGCAGUGUGGCGGCGGCGGCAGCCUCACGGCGGGAGUCGAUCAGCGCGGGAGCUGGUCGUGGCCGUGGUCACGACGACGACGACGAUGACGAUGACGAUGACCGAGUGGUAGUGGGCGGAUCGGCGGUGACGCCUAUGAAGCGGGUGCCGAUCCUGGCCAACUUUGAGGAGUGGAUGAAGAUGGCGACGGACAACAAGAUCAACGCGGCCAACUCGUGGAACUUUGCCCUGAUCGACUACUUCCACGACAUGUCGCUGCUGAAGGAAGGCGACGGGGUCAACUUCCAAAAGGCCAGCUGCACGCUCGACGGCUGCGUCAAGAUCUACACCAGCCGCGUCGACAGCGUGGCCACGGAGACGGGCAAGCUGCUGAGCGGCCUAGCCGACAGCCGGGAUAACAAGAAAAAGGCAGUUGGCGGCAGUGGUGACGACGGCGUCGACGGCAGCGAUGACGAAGACGAAGAUGAGCUCGACGAGGACGGCAACGUCAAGAAGAAGCAGCGCAAGAAGCAGCGGUCAGAGGUGACGCUGGCGCCGUCGUUUGCGUCGCUGCAGCUCAAAAAGCUGGAGCUCGAGUUUGCCGUCGACCCGCUCUUCAAGAAGGCCUCGGCCGACUUUGACGAGGGCGGCGCCAAGGGACUGCUGCUGAACCACCUGAUGGUCGAUGCGCAGGGACGCAUCGUGUUUGACAGCAGCGACGACGCGGAGGUAAAGGGCAAGAAAGGGGAGGAAGAGGCGGCAAGGGUUGACGAUGAGGAGGAGGGCGGUGACGAUGAAGUGGAAGGGGAAAACGAAAAAGGAGAAGAGGGCACAGAUGAAGAGGACGUGCCGAUCGACAUUGCAGCCCUGGGCCAGCGGUUCUUCCCGGAGCUGCACCGGCUGGACGAGCUGGACGUGUGUCCGUCGCUCAAGACGUUGGACCUGGGCGACCCGUCAGGCACGACGGACAUUCCGUUUCUGCGGGCGCUGGAGGACCGCGACGAGGCAGUCGGCGGCAGUGGCAGCGGAAGCGGCGACAAGACGGCCAUGUUCAUCGACGAGGACGGGCCGCUCGGCUUUGACGACACGGACGCACUCGGUGGCUUCGAUCUGGGGCCGGAGGUAGACUUUGGCGAAGGCGGUGAGGCAUGGGCACGCGAGGCCCGACUGGAGCCGCAGAUGCGAGUUUACGAUGCAGGCGGAGACGGCGACGUGGCAGACGAGCUUCUGCUGCAGCCGGGCGGUGCAGAGACGGACGACUUUACGAUCGCGAUGGCGCGGGCAUCACAGGCGCCCGACAAGAUGCACGAGAACAUGCUGAGCUACUUUGACCAGGCGCUGCGCAAGAACUGGACGAGCGCGGAGCAUUGGCGAAUCCGACGGAUCAAAGACGUCAACAAGCCAACGGCAGCCAAGACGCGCAAGGAGAAGGAGCCGUUUGCGAUUGCAUUUGACGGGCCGCUGAGCGAGGCCAUGGCAGAGCAGCUGUUCACGCAGGCGUCGAGCAACACGACGAUCACGCUGGCCAAGAAGGACUGGAAGGCCAAGUCGCGCAACCUGCUGCCGGACGACAAGCAUUUCCACAGCAAGCAGCUGCUGUCUCUAUUUCUGAAGCCGCGGGCGCGACUAAGUCGACGGCGGCAGUGGUUGGGGGGACGGGGAGUCGGAAUCGGGAGAUCCGGGGGAUCCGGAGGUGCGGGCGGCCUGGUGGACGUGCCAGAAGGCGAGAUGGACGAAGCCUUCUGGGCGUCGCAAAAGGGGCCGGAACAGCCAACGGUGGAGGGACGGGAGCGUGACAGUCCCCACGGCCACGGCGACUACGACGCAGACUUUUUCGCCGACGAUGGGCUUCCGUUUGCCGGUGGUGGUGGCGGCGACGAGGACGACGACGGCGACGAGUUUGCGGAUGCGCGUGACCACUUCAGUCCAGGCGUCGACGGGGCCGAGCCGGUGCUGGGCGAGAACGGCAUGACGGCGACAAACGGGUUUCCGGGCGGAUUUACGCAGGCGCUCGGGUUCACGCAGGGGCUCGUGGGCGGUGGUGGUGUCGGCGGGACGACCAACGCGUUUGGCGAUCUGGCGUUUGGCACGACGCUGGUGACGUCGAGCCGGCGCGUACGGCCUGAGUACGUGCAGUAUGCGCGGGUGGCCAAGAAGGUGGACGUGCGACGGCUGAAGGAGGAGCUGUGGCAGGGGAUGGGAUGGGAGGGACAAGACAAAGACACCUCCAGACUGCUGACACCGCCACCCGGAGAAGAGGCAGGCAGCGCCGACAGAGCAGACAAGCAGGACGACCGGCAGCUCAAGUUCACAGACGUGAUGAACGGACUGCAGCGGGUGUAUCCCAAGACGGCGAUGAACGACAUCUCGACGAGCUUCUGUUUUAUUUGUUUGCUGCAUCUGGCUAACGAAAAGGGACUGGUGAUCGACAAGACCGACGGACUGACGGACCUGGACAUUCGCAAGGACUGGACGGCUGUGGGAGAAGGUGUGUGA
Messenger RNA from Grosmannia clavigera kw1407, 2757 nucleotides. Its product is annotated as condensin complex component cnd2. The coding region runs from base 1 to 2757 and encodes 918 amino acids. The transcript has 2 exons. Gene Ontology annotation, molecular function: chromatin binding. Lineage: Eukaryota; Fungi; Ascomycota; Sordariomycetes; Ophiostomatales; Ophiostomataceae. The record is from RefSeq and is a predicted model, not a curated record. Gene Ontology annotation, biological process: mitotic chromosome condensation. Gene Ontology annotation, cellular component: condensin complex.